This is a messenger RNA of Echinococcus granulosus, 5376 nucleotides long. Its product is annotated as Heat shock protein. The record is from RefSeq and is a predicted model, not a curated record. Lineage: Eukaryota; Metazoa; Platyhelminthes; Cestoda; Cyclophyllidea; Taeniidae. Gene Ontology annotation, biological process: pseudouridine synthesis; protein folding. The coding region runs from base 1 to 5376 and encodes 1791 amino acids. Gene Ontology annotation, molecular function: ATP-dependent protein folding chaperone; ATP hydrolysis activity; RNA binding. The transcript has 20 exons. Gene Ontology annotation, cellular component: mitochondrial inner membrane.
AUGUCACGUUCUAAGAAGAUUAGUCUUUCCCUACUAAAUGGUCACCUAAUCUGCGGAUUGUGCGGUGGUUAUUUAAUCGAUGCAACGGUGCUCACGAACUGCAUCCACGCCUUCUGUCGCAGUUGCAUCCUCAAGUACAUAGCAGAGCUGAACAAUGUGUGUCCUCUUUGCCAAACGCUAAUACAAGAGGGACGUUCAUCCCCUAGCUGCGAUGCGCUGCGCCCUGAUGUUACAUUGCAGCGUGUGGUUUACAAGCUUGUUCCUGGUCUUCUCAAAGUUGAAAUCGAUCGAAUCGCCGAAUUUCGUAAGCGUUAUCUUAAGAACCCCGCCAAAGUCAUUCGCGAAGUGCGUCAUUCCUGCAGAGAAUCACAGAUGUUGGAGGACACGGGCUCAACUGAUAGUGCUGUCUCUGGUCUGUCUUCAACACCUACUCCUUUGGCCACCCGUUCUCUAUCUCGCGGCAUGAAUUGCCUAAAUGAGUUGUCGAAACGUCGUACGGUUAGGUCAUUUCCGCCUGCCACGUCUAUUUCCUGUCUCAUAGAUAUAACAGAAAGUGUCAGUCUCUCCUUAGAUCCCCUUUAUCACCCUCCCCUUCCUGAUUCCCAAUCUUCAACCGGCCAAAUCUUUUACGCCACUAUGUACCUUCUUUGUCCAGCUUCCUGUACUGUUGCUCAUUUGCAGCGUUUUCUAUUAGCCAAACACUACAACAUUUCGGCCCUGGGCUUCUGGACCGUGGAUAUCUUUCUCCACUGUGAAUACUUAGAGCCAGCUCAUAGUCUGCGGGAGCUUGCAUUUCUCUACGCUUGGCCAACCCAGCGUCGUGUCCUACCACUGCUUUAUCGCUUCUCCGACAGCCGCGCCGUUUGUUGGGGCUCGCCCUUGCCCCGUCUUGAUAACCCAUCGACGUCCGCCUCGCCACCGUCAAACAAAAAGCGAAGGCGGCUGGCGGCGUAUGUGGUGGUAUUUCCGCUCAUCCUUCUAUUUCCGGAGUAUUUGCGCAUAUACAUCUUACUUCAGGUGAUUGAGUCGACAGAAUUUCCUCUCACUUUGGAGGGAGCUUUGAAACCUUUGGAGCUCUGCCUUCUCUGUCGUCAUCGGCUUCUGCUUGGCGCCUCAUUCUAUGGUCGCGACCUUUCGGAAAACCUUCGGGAAGGCGCCACGCUAACGCGUGGUGAACUCACGAAGUGUACCCUUUGCUUUGGCCUCUGUGGUCUUUUCUUAUCAACUGAUGCUGGAGCCGAUGUCCCAUCUCAGAUAAUGUCGAAAGUUAGGCAGAGUGGGUUUGACUUCUCCACCUUUCAGCUUAAUGUUUCAGAACCCGUCAACCUUGCCCUACGAGACCACGCCUUUUGGGUCUAUGUUCGCGAGAAAUGCAAAACGAAUGAAUCUUCGCAACCAGUGGAGGUUUUGGAGGAAAAAUCAGUUUCAGCAAAAGUUGUAUUUCGUAACCUUAUAAACAACCGCUUGAAAAAGCUUUUUUGUGAGGAGCAGAUUUCUCUACCACCACUAUUCUCCAAUUUGAAAUCCCCUCCUACCUGGUUCGAUGCAGCCACCGAGCAGGUGGAUCUUCUUCUCACCUUUGAUCUGCCAGACGAUUAUAUGAUGGGCAACUCUGACAUAUCGCACCUCAUGACCGCCGUAAAGCAGCACUGCGAUCCACACGCCUGGAGCUUCUACUCGCCGGGCAGUAGUGGGACGUGCAGACGCUUUGGUAAGCAGCGUCGACGAGCUACUGAUGAUGAGACUACCGUUCCUACUACUCAAGUGUCUCGUACCUCCCUGAAGAAACUGCUCGACCUUCUUCCUGACAAAAUCUUUCUGGAAGAAGUGCUAAACUUGGAAACACAGAAAGUGGAAGGUAGCAGAUUCCCCCUGGUUCAACUGUCUUCCGUGACGAUGUACCGCCCAGCGCCGCUCGUAAUUGCAGGACGUUAUGUAAAGUUGAGCCGUAUCCUGCCUCAAACCCCAUGGUUCAUCGAUGGAGAACGUAAACUGGACUCCUCGGUGGAGGAACUGAUUGCUGCUCCGGUCGUUGACGCCUUUGGGCCUCGCACCACCUUCACUUUUGUCAGUUCUGGACGUGAGGAUAUUGACGUAAGGUGCUUAGGCCUCGGUCGACCAUUUGCGCUCGAAUUGAAUUCCUACAAUAAAACACUGGGUUCGAUGCUUAGGGCACAUUCAUCACUGCGUGGUAAACAGGAAAAUGACGCAAAGGCUGGGUACGACUGUGCCAAUGACCUUUCCUGGCUCGCCAGUACUAUCAACAAUUCUACUGGUGAUCGGGUCUUCGUUCGUGAUCUACAGGUUGUCAGCGUCGCAUCUGUGAAUGCCUCCUUGAAGGGCGGUAAGAUUGAAAAGCAGAAACGUUACCGCGCUCUCUGCUGGUGUCCUCAGGGUGGUCUCACAACUACGCGAGUUCGCCUGCUUGAUUCACGGCUGAGUGCGCUAUCACAUGGCACCGGUGUUGCAGCGUCACCGUCAGCGCUGCAGUGGCCGCCGACGGAAGCUACAUACCAGCCCGAUCUCGGUUGUGAUGUCGCCUACCUCUCCUUUGGUCGAUUCACUAUCAACCAGUUAACUCCAGUCCGAGUUCUCCAUCGACGUUCUCUGAUGUCCCGGACACGGGACAUCAUCUGGUUCCGUCUGGCCGACUUCGCUAGCAAUGUGCUUCGAGAAAAGGCACCUUUUUUGGCAAGUGGACGAGCUCUGAGUGAGUUCGCCGCCCAGGCAGAUGUACACCCAAAGGAGGAACUCUUCUUGUUGGAGCUUUGCUGUGAAGCUGGCACCUACGUGAAGGAGCUAGUGCACGGGGACUUAGGUCGAACGCGACCCAGUCUCUCCUCUCUCCUGAACUGUCCGGUGGACUUGCUCGCUCUUGAUGUGGUUGCCGUCGAACAUGACUGGCCUCCGAAAAUGGCAGUAAAAGACAAAGGCAAAGAGGACGGGGGCUAUAUCCCAUUACUGGUUAAUUUGCACACCGCAACACUUGCGCGUCAAACGGUUGGCAGUCGUAUGCUUGCGGAUUAUGGUACGUCGCUUUGUCGCUGGGCUGCUAGACGUCCUGUACUUGAUCGACAUCAAUUUGUUCUUAGAUAUGUAGCGACACGGAGGCCCAUUCACAUUCAAAGUGUUUCCCUGCGAUCACGUUAUUUCUCUACAGCAUCGGCGUUCCCCGGCUUAUCACAGCAUGAAGGAAAAGUAAAAAAGUUUCAAGCAGACACCAGCAAACUACUAGAUAUUGUCGCGAAAUCACUAUACUCAGAUAAAGAAAUCUUUGUGCGCGAGCUGAUAUCGAAUGCUAGUGACGCGGUGGAGCGACUACGCUUUUUGCAAACCUCGGGUAGUGUGAGAGGUCCCGAAGGCCCUCUGGAAAUCCACAUAACAACGGACGAGAAUAAGCGGACAUUCACGAUAUUUGAUAAUGGGGUCGGUAUGACUGCAGAUGAAAUGGAGAAAAAUCUGGGCACAAUCGCCAAAUCUGGAUCCAGAGAAUAUGUCGCUCAGCUGAAACAAAGUAAUGUGUCUGGUGAUGACUGGACCAACAUAAUUGGUCAGUUUGGUGUCGGCUUCUACGCCGCAUUUAUGGUGGCUGAUGAAGUUGAGGUCCAAUCCAUGAGUCAGGUCGAAGAAAAUGGCAGAAAGGGUCACAGAUGGAUUUCAAAUGGGACGGGAGGCAUCUACACAAUUUACGACUCUGAAGGAGUUACUCCGGGAACUAAAGUUAUCCUUCGGCUAAAGGAAGACUCUGCUGAGUUCGCAAGGGAAUCAACAAUCAAAUUUGUCAUCCAGAAGUAUAGUACCUUCAUUGGUGUACCUGUUUUCCUUAAUGGAAAGCAGAUUAACGUUGUUGAGCCGCUCUGGGCGAAGGAUCCUUCGAAGGUAUCCGAAGAGGAAUACACAUCGUUUUAUCAAUUUAUUACCAGUACUAGCUAUGAUUCGCCAAGGUAUCGAAUCACGUUCAAAGCCGAUUCGCCCAUUAAUUUGCGCGCACUUUUGUUUGUUCCAACUGUAAAACCGAGCAUCUUUGAAGCUGCCAAGGAAGGGGGUAGCUCACUGUCCCUCUACAGUCGGAAGAUUCUUAUUACAAACAAAACCGAGAGUUUACUACCCAGAUGGUUGCGUUUCGUCCGCGGUGUUGUCGACAGUGAAGACAUUCCUCUCAACCUAAGUCGUGAGUUGCUUCAGGAUCAUGGCCUUAUUCGCAAAGUUAAUCGCAUACUAACUUCCCGAGUUCUUCGUUUCCUUGAGAACGAGUCGAAACACGAUGCAAAGAAUUUCCUAGAUUUCCUCAACGAUUUUGGUCUCUACCUGAAAGAGGGAAUCGUUACUGAGCCUGAUCAGUACACCCGUGAGGAGAUUGCCAAACUCCUUCGCUUUGAAAGCUCUGCCUUGCCUGCGGGCCAGAGGACCAGCUUUGACGAAUACGGCUCUCGAAUGCGUGCUGGAGAGAGGAACAUUUACUUUCUCUCAGCCCCUAAUAGAGACCUAGCCGAAGCCUCUCCAUACUUUGAAGCCAUCAAAAAGAAAAAGGGUGAAAUUGAGGUGUUGUUUCUCUAUGAGCCCUACGACGAAUUAGUUCUGGUAAAUAUGGGGCAAUACGAUCGGAAGAAUUUGCGCUCAAUUGAGAAGGUUCUUGCUGAGGACGCCUCAGAUACUGAGGCUGUGGAGGAAAUUGAGGGCGACUGUCUCUCCCAGGAGGAGGUAAAUAUCCUCUCGAAAUGGGCCGAGGAAACGCUCGGAUCUAAGAUCAAGAAAGUCAAAGUGACGCGACGGCUCUCGCAGCAUCCCUGCUGUGUACAAAUCCGUGAGGCGGGUGCGAUGCGUCAUCUUCUGCGCACCGCGCUGGCGGGUCGACCAGCAUCAGAGAAGUUUCGGGUGAUGGAGCCGGUGCUGGAGCUGAAUCCACGCCACCCGCUGGUACGCUACCUCGCCCAUCUCGUGGUCUCCGCCCAGGAGCACGCAGAGGAUGGCAUCCUUGCCACCGCCCUCGUCGACUAUCUCCUCGACGCCGGCCUGGCCCACGCUGGCCUCCUUGAAGAAGCUCGCGAGAUGGCUGCCCGCAGCUCACAACUGCUCACUAUCCUUUCUGAGAGGGCUGUCAAGAAGCAGAAGAAAAAUCACCCCAAAUCCACUCAUUUUUAUGCGGAACUUCAUGUUAUCAGCGAGACGACUAGCAGACCAGGUUCCACAGCGGAUAAAACACUGAUAGAAACGCCACCUUUGACUUCCAUCGUUGAGGGGGCCGUUCGUAUUAUCUUUGAAACCUUCAUUAAUUCAGGUCUUCCGGGCAUUAAACCUAUGCUUGCUUGGUACAAUGGCGUCCAUAACGUGGGAACUACCACAUUGGACCAUCUCACCAUGAUCAUUGCACCAUAA